Molecule: messenger RNA, 2224 nt
Organism: Lampris incognitus (smalleye Pacific opah)
Lineage: Eukaryota; Metazoa; Chordata; Actinopteri; Lampriformes; Lampridae
Product: SH2B adapter protein 2
Biological process (GO): intracellular signal transduction; antigen receptor-mediated signaling pathway
Cellular component (GO): plasma membrane
Molecular function (GO): transmembrane receptor protein tyrosine kinase adaptor activity
Source: RefSeq, a predicted model, not a curated record
CCAGUGAUGAACGGAGCGGCGGUGCCCGGCAGCCCGGAGCUCUCCUCCUCAUGCCCGCUGCCCGACUGGCGAGAGUUCUGCGAGCUCCACGCCCGAGCCUCCGCUGCGGAUUUCGCCCACAAGUUCCAGCGUUUCCUGUCCGAGAACCCAUGCUACGACUCACCCGGCGCUGACACCAGUUUCUCCCAGCACUUCGCCCAACACUUCCUAGAGUGUUUCGCGGCAGCGCUGACCCAGGCGCGGAGAACCAGGCGUCCCGCCGGGGAGGACGGCUCCAACGCACCGCCCAAGUACGGCAUCGUCCCCUCUGGCAUCCAGGGCUGCCCUCUGUCCUACGGCCACGACAUCUACCAGAGACGCAAAGACGCUGGGGCCUCCAGCGAAUCCCUGGACAGUAUGGACAGUGGAGGAGUAGGAGUAGGAGCAGGGGUAGUGGGAGGAGAUGGCAGCACCACCACCUCCUCCCGAGGCCUGCAGUCUGCCCAUAAGGUGUCUGCACUGGGCCAGUCGCGCAGCUCCGAGGAUGUGUCGGUGAGUCACCCCAAGGCUCGCUUCAAGAAGGGCUUCUCCCUGAGGAACAUGAGCCUGUGCGUGGUGGAUGGGGUGAAGGAGAUCUGGCACCGACGGGCCUCCCCCGAGCCUGACGCUCCUCCCGGAGCCAGGAAGGCUAACGGGGGCGGAGGAGGGGAGGCAGGGGGAGAGAAAUGGUCCCAAAAACUGCGCCUCCCCAGGGGGUCCCAGGGUCAAAAGGCCGAGCUGCUGGAAAUCCAGAGGGAGGGGGUGCUGAGGUACAUGGUGGCUGAUGACACUAACUGUAUGGGCGCCGCGCAGUGGCAGAAGUGUCGUCUGCUCCUGAGGAAGAUGAAGAGGGAGGAAGGAGGGGAGAGGUUUCUGCUGGAGUUCUACGUACCGCCUAAGUCAUCCAAGCCCAAGGUGAGCAUCCCUCUGUCGGCCAUCGUGGAGGUGAGGACCACCAUGCUGGAGAUGCCCGAUAAAGACAACACCUUUGUUCUCAAGGUGGAGAGGGGUGAGUACAUCCUGGAAACCAUCGACUCGCUGCAGAAAAACUCCUGGGUUGCUGACAUCCAGGACUGCAUAGACCCCGGUGACAGCGGCGAUGACAUCGAGCUGGCGUCGUGUCCCCAUGGUCAGUCAUCCAAAGGUUGCUCCAUGGUGGCCUCCUGCAGCUGUGAGCUGCUGUCUGAGGGUGUGUACCGGGCUCCGGAGAGGUCCUGCAACAUAGCAGCCGAGCACUAUGGUGCCCCCUCGGCCCGCUGCAGGGAACCCCCCUUCACUCAGCACCCCUUGAGCGUAAAGAGCAAAAACAAGCUCUCCAAAACUGUUAACAUUGCGGAGAAGGUGAUCGGUGGCGAUGGCGUGAAAGAUUCAGACGGGGACGCCAGCCUGUCCGGGUACCCCUGGUUCCACGGCACUCUGUCCCGCGUGCGCGCGGCUCAGCUGGUGCUUGCAGGCGGGGCAAGGAGCCACGGGCUGUUCGUGAUUCGCCAGAGUGAGACAAGGCCGGGCGAGUAUGUCCUCACCUUCAACUUCCAGGGCAAAGCCAAGCACCUGCGUCUGUCAGUGAACGAGAACGGGCAAUGCCACGUGCACCACCUGUGGUUCCACACCGUGUCCGACAUGCUAAGACACUUGCACGCCCACCCCAUCCCACUGGAGUCCGGCGGCUCUGCUGACAUCACGCUACGCUCCUACGUGCAGGUGCAGAGAUGCAGCACCACCGCAGACGUGAUCGUGCCUCAAGUCCCUGCCCCGCCCAGAGACGCAGGCUGCUGGACUGAUGCAGCCCAACCGGGCCUCCACCUCCCGGGUGUUGCACCGCCCGCGGGGCCCCCUCCUGACGCCCCUCUCUCCUCCAGCUCCUCCUCCUCGCCCACUGCCCUCACAUCCCUCUCCCGCAGUGACCCGGGCACUGGGGGAGGGGGAGGCGGGGGAGGGCUGCAGAGCCGGAGCAACAGUUCGGAGCGUCUGCUGGAGGCCUCUGGCGGUGUGUCGGAGGACUACCAUGACAGCGACGGGACGCGCAGGACCAGGGCCGUGGAGAACCAGUACUCUUUCUACUAGAGGCCGUAUCAGGACCCAGACCGGGUGUUGGAUCAUUGAAGAUGCUGAAAUGUGAGGGACGUAUGCCCCAAAAGGAAAAAGGCUUGAUGAGUGACAAGGGGAACUCCGCUGCUGAUGGAAAGGGUCCAAGUCACUGGAUCAC